ACUAUAACAAUCGCCAUCCAUGAUCGGACGAGAAGCUCCACUUGCAGAGCUAUCGCGCGCGACGGGGCUGAACGCGGAUGCAUUCGAGUCUCCGCUGCCGCUCGUGAUCGUGUAUGGCGGCGCAUCCAGCGGUAAAAGCAUGGGAGUGGCACAAGCGCUGCGAGCACACCCGUCGCCCCAUGCUCUUGUGGAUUGCACGGCGCUCUACUCCGCCAAGGAAUUCUACCGUGAAGCACUGGCUCAGCUACAUGACGGCGCAAUGGUAGCCGAAUCGGAAGACGUGAGGGUCUCUGUUGAUGCUAAUGAGCCUGAAGAAAAUAAGAAUAAACAGGUGCAGGAUGACGAGAAAUUCAGCUCGCUCAACUUCCUGGGCUUUUUCAAAGCUCUCGAUAGGUUUAUGGAGCACAACACAGCUAAAGGGGAUGAACCGAGUCGACGCGUGUUGUAUCUGGCACUAGAUCACGUGGACAAGUUACUGGAUCGCGGAUUGGGGGCGGCUCUACUUACGUGUGUGUGCACGAUAAACGACCAGAUCUCGUACUUGAAUAUGUUUGAAGACUCUCCGCCAUGGGAAGCGUCUGUGUUACUGCUUACACGAGGAAUGUCGUUAGAUUUUGAUCGAUUGGUGAUGCCCUUCUUCCCUGCUUACGUGCACUUCCCACCAUACAAACCAGGGCAAUUGGCGGAUAUUCUGGUGGAACAAUUGGGUAUGAAGGAGGCGAACGAGAUGUUCCGUACCUGGCUGGUGCAUCUUCAUGGUCUGCUACCCCCUGCCCCGGAUGGAGAUUGGCUCGAGUUCCGAGCUGCCGUUGUACACUUGCUACCGGAGUUCCGAGAGCUGUUCCUGUUACCUGUUCAAGGUGUUGAAGCCUCCCGGAUGAAGACUAAACUCGAGCGUGAAACCAAAGGCCUCGUACAUGCCUUCCUACAAACACGGAGACGCCAUCUUUUUGGCUACCACAAGUUGGGGAGCGGCGUUGGUGACCCGUCCGAGCUCAUUUCGUGCACCAACCUGAGUCGGAACUGCCUUCUGCUCGUGCUUGCAGGCUACUUGGCGUCGUUCAAUCCUCAAGAAACCGAUGUGCGCUUCCUCUCUUCUUCAGGCGGACAGCGUCGCAAAAAGCGUGCCAAGAAGAACCCCGAUGGCGAGUCCAGUUCAACAACAACCACGUCGACUAGCAGCAAGAAGCAGCAGAUCAGUCAACUGCUCGUUGGCCCUCGGAUCUUCACGUUGCAGCGGCUUCUAGCCAUCUACCUGAACCUCCGCGUCGAAGCUGAGGCUGGAAACUCUGCUAAUGACGAUGGACCGCGCUCUUCUGAAACACGCGAGGAAGUUUUCACUCAUGUAAGUCUUCUGUGGCAUUUCUCGAUCGCUUUAAUUCUAACCUUGCGUCAAUAUUUUAUGUGCUUCUAGCUCGCAACUCUCGUUCGAAUGCAGCUUUUCCAACGUACCACUCCACCGCAUGUGCUGGACAACAUCAAGUUUCGGUGUCUCGCUGAUGCUCGCUUUGUUCAGGAAACCGCGCGCUAUCUGUCCUUCCCCUUAGACGCUUACCUCAACAGAGCCACAUAGCACAGAUAAUUGCAAUGAAUCGGUAUAUUAUACGUAUGCUCUCGCCU
Molecule: messenger RNA, 1620 nt
Organism: Phytophthora nicotianae INRA-310
Lineage: Eukaryota; Oomycota; Peronosporomycetes; Peronosporales; Peronosporaceae
Exons: 3
Coding region: 20-1414 (464 amino acids)
Biological process (GO): DNA replication; DNA replication initiation
Cellular component (GO): nucleus; nuclear origin of replication recognition complex
Molecular function (GO): DNA replication origin binding
Source: RefSeq, a predicted model, not a curated record